AUGUGUCGUUGUAGUUCACCGCUACCUUCUAGUGUCAUCAACAAAAUCAGCCUAUUUAGUCAAGUUGCAGUAGAACGUGUUAUUGUUUCCUUAGAUGUUAGUGAUUUAUAUGAAGUGCCUUUACGAUUAAAUGAUCAAAAUUUAUGCUCAAUACUACUGGAGCAUUUCCAAUUGAAUCCUAAGCUACACAUUGAAUAUCCAAUUCUUGGGAAAUGGAAAGCAUUGACUCGUCAAAUGGAAUUGGCAUCGGAAAUUGUCCAUAUAGCUAUAGUUGGAAAAUAUACCAAACUUAGUGACGCUUAUUUGUCAGUGUUGAAGGCUCUUCGUCAUGCUGCAAUUUAUACAAAUUUAAAACUGGAUCUUUCACUUGUCUGUGCUGAGGAUCUCGAAGAAAACACCCGUAUCGUAAGUCCAGAUGCAUUUCAUCAAGCUUGGCUCACUUUGAGUAACUCCAAUGCUGUUGUUGUUCCUGGAGGUUUUGGUCAACGAGGUGUUGAGGGGAAACUAGCUGCUAUACGCUUCUGUCGAGAAAGAGGUGUACCGUUUUUGGGUCUUUGUUUGGGUCUCCAAUGUGCUGUGAUUGAAUUUUCCAGAAACGUACUUGGUUGGAAAGACGCUAAUUCCACCGAAUUUGACCCAAAUACCACUCAUCCAGUGAUCAUUGAUAUGCCUGAACAUAAUUCCGGAAUUAUGGGUGGAACAAUGCGACUUGGUCGACGCCGUACAUUGUUGUAUCUAUCGGAAAUUUCUAAAUCAUACUUACAACGUACCUACAAAUGUUCAGAACUUAUAUGUGCUCACUUAGAUUCACAAUCAAAAGUUUUAUCUGAAUGUAGAGCAAAUGAUUCAUACACGUCAUCGAAAACCUUUAAUUCAGAUAGUAUAAUGCAUCGGUUAAUUAAUGCACCAUACUUUGAUGCGCGUCAUCGGCACCGGUAUGAAAUAAAUCCAAAAUAUGUCGAUCAACUGGAAGAAUCAGGUCUUAUUGUUGUUGGUCGAGAUGCAGAAGUUGGCAAUCGUAUGGAAAUCAUUGAGUUAUUACAACCUUUGCAUCAUCUUGAAAAUGAUUCGAAUUUAGAAAAUAAAUGUCCUACUCGACAUCCUUUCUUCGUAGCUACUCAGUUCCAUCCUGAAUAUACAAGUCGACCUACUCAUCCAUCAAUUUUCUUUGUUGGACUUGUAUUAGCUGCAUCUAAACGUUUAAGUGCUUAUGUUCACAAUCCUUUUCGACUUAGUCCUACUCAAUUUGUAUUGGAUGAAGAUGAUAAAAAAGAUACUGUGGAUCUAUUUAAAAUAAGUCCAUCUAAAAAACUGAAGGAUACAGUCAGUCACUGCAGUAGGGAAUCUACCAGUACCUGCAUUAUGGAUUCAAUCGAUAGCAAGGAGUUGACACUAGUUCCUCAUGUACUGUCGUCGCUGUGUUGUGAAAGUCCAGUUUUUAUUUAA
Messenger RNA from Schistosoma margrebowiei, 1446 nucleotides. The record is from the annotation of a GenBank genome assembly. NCBI's taxonomy places the organism in Eukaryota, Metazoa, Platyhelminthes, Trematoda, Strigeidida, Schistosomatidae.